CGCGGUUCGCGGCGUUCGCCCCCUUUUUGGCGCGUGAAAUUUCGAAAAUUGCCCUAAUUAUAGAAUACCGCAAUACCAUUUAUUGAUUUAUUCACACCUUCCAGAGAAAGGGGAGCGGAAAAUGCUGGGGAGAGUGAGGCCAUCAUCAAUCAACUCCUUAGGGCUGUUGGAGUUGGAAAGACCCAAUUCAAAGAUCAUCAAAGAUGAUUCUCUUUCGAUAUACGAAAGAACACUUCUGAAGCUUAAACAAGGUUCCCUUCGCAAUCCAAGCAUAGCCGUGGAGAAUUCAAUGGGGACGGAUGUAAAUUGUACCAUCGCAAGUGAUUCGACGGAACAGGAGGCAAUGACUAUCGAGGGCAAUUUUUCCUCGAUUGAUUCUUUGCCAGUUUCCAGUAACUGUGAAUCUACAGGCACCUCUAAAGAACAAGGGACUAAGAGCCUGUCUAUUCUCUGCCUGUUUUCAAGAUACAAGGACUCUCAACAACUUUCAGUCAGCUCAUCCGAUGAUUAAGAUGGGAUGGUCAUGUUGGCAGACAGUGCUUUUUCUUCGACCAGUGUUUCUCCAAGUCUUAGCAAUGGUCAGAUGCUUAGCACUUGACAGUUCAUGUAAUCUCCAUUUUGAACCAAGUUCUUCACCAACUCUUUUACAACAAUUAGCAAUUUAAAUAUGCAUGGUCGGGAUUUCAACCUUUCCCAUUGCAACUUCGUCGAAAAAGGCAACUUGAGCAAAUAUGCUUUUUGACAACUUGAACAAAUAUGCUGGCAGAGUGAAACGCCGUCCACCAUAGUCAUUUGUAUUUUGCUACUUAUGAACGCAGAUAAAAAUGUAUCAUUUUCAACAGAUAACAUUUACUGGGAAGUGUUCCUGCGUAAUGGAAGAUUCUCUUAUAGGGCAAUUCAAGAAAUUAUGUUUGUUUACCAA
Molecule: messenger RNA, 922 nt
Organism: Olea europaea var. sylvestris
Lineage: Eukaryota; Viridiplantae; Streptophyta; Magnoliopsida; Lamiales; Oleaceae
Exons: 2
Coding region: 122-511 (129 amino acids)
Source: RefSeq, a predicted model, not a curated record